AUGGCUUCCAGAACUGAGGUCGAAUUGAUGAUGAAGUGUGAAACGGAGUCAGCUUCAUCGCAGCACGCCGAGGCUUCUACUCAAGACCAAGAUGGCUCAGCUUCAAAACGUCUGGAAAUUUCGUCUUGGACACAGCGUACUUUGAAAACGACGACGAGAGGAUUGCUGAUUCGAGGUGAGCAGCCAAAGCUGCUGCAAAUUGGCACCGAAAGUCCGUUGUCUGUACCACAGACGGCAUCAAACGCAAGCCCUUUCACGACGAACGAAGUGACGAGCAUUUGCGAGCCAGCAUCCUUGACCGCAAAAUCAUCACAGACAAGGAAUGGUCCUCCCGACUCUCAAGCAACAUGUCUGCGUGAUGAAACAUUUUCGGUGUCGACGAAGUCCAGCGAGAUAUGGAAAUUUCCUGGUUCUAAGGCCUGGGUGGCUAGGGAGAGCAAGUUUCCUGUACCUUCCCGCAUAGAGUCGAGGUGGCCUGAGCUGAAGAGUCGCCUGCUAUUCGAUCUUCGGGAAGUCGAAGACGAAAUGAUCACGGAACAGGCCAACGAAAAGAGUCGUCUUAAAAGGUCACUAAACAGGCGAAGGAUAUAUCCCGAGCUGAGAAUGUCCGGCCGUCAGGACAUGAACACGCGAUUUUCGGAAAUGGUUACCAUCUCGCCAUGUGUUUGGAUACUCUGUGGCAGCCAAUCAUGUCGGAAAAAGGUUCGCCGUAUUACUGAUACAUUGUGCCUGCCCGUCAAUCUCUUCGAACAACGCCGCAUAGAGGUACACGUCGGCGCUCCUGAGCCUCACGCCAACCAGGGUUUCAUUCCUCUCUCGCGACUGAACAUUCAUCAAGACAACGCCUUUGGCCUGAACUACAUGGGAGGAACUAUUCUGCACCAUCUGGAAGCAAUUUCACCAACUCCUGAGCAUCAGUCCGCUUGCGGUUUAUUGUGCUGCACAACAUUCGUUAAAGACGGAAACAUAAUAACGCAGCACAUCUCUCGUAUUGGAGGUCUACUAAAAAAUCAGUUCAAAGACAACAUUGUCAAUCGUCACCCUAUAGCGUUGACGACUUCACAUGGAAUAUUCGAAGAUCUCUGGACCGAUGGAGUCGAAGUCGAAGGUUUGAAGGAUGGCGAAAUCCCCAGCUUAUGCGAUGGCUGCAUGGAUGAUGAGGGCACAACCAGUUCUGACAUAGAUUCCGACACAGAUUCCCUCCUUGAAUCUACAACAGACACUGUUCCCUGGCGUUCUAGUGGUCAAAAGGGCUUAGGGGAGAGAUGCCACAAUCGGGUGGCGGAGUGGCUUCAUGUAUCUUCGCAGGAAGUCGUCGGGAUCAACUUCGCCGGACAAGUUUUACCGGAACCAAUUUCAGCUAGGGUCAGGAGACCACGCAAGUCUAAGCCUGGGGAUUACACCCUAUUGAGAUCGCGAAAUUUGGCGGACUUGAACAACACCUCAUCGCUAAUUCCCGAAGUUGAAAUUGUAUCCUAUCUAGUGAAUUCAGAUCUCACACAAGGACCCUUAACGGCGGUCUUCGGUGUCGGCGAUUUGUCGGAAACGACUUUGCUUCCUGGUGGUAUGAUGUUACCACUCGGGCAGGAAGAGUUACCAGUACGAAAAAUCGAACUUGUGGCGCCGUUAGCAGGCACGUCGGGCACAUGGUUGAUAAAAGACUCUGCACUAGCUGGAAUCAUUGUUGCAGCUUAUCCAGGCCAACCGCUCGCCUUGUUCGUCACAGCACAAGAUCUACGACAAAAUGCUGUGGAAUCAUUUCCUGAAAUACGUGCGAAUUUUCUUCGCGAGAACAGCACAUUUGUUAUGAACGAACCGGUCCCAAACGCCGGCCGUCCAGCUGCAAUCGAGGGCGGACUCGAUGCCUCAGCCCUGGAGCGUACAGAUGGAACCGGUCUCAAUGACGAGUCUGAGCCGACAAGCUUCUGGUCACGGACUGAAGCAUCCUCCUCAAACUACAUAGAAUCUUAUGGUGGCACUCAGAUAGGUCUGUGA
Messenger RNA from Colletotrichum tamarilloi, 1995 nucleotides. RefSeq lists its product as uncharacterized. NCBI's taxonomy places the organism in Eukaryota, Fungi, Ascomycota, Sordariomycetes, Glomerellales, Glomerellaceae. The transcript has 2 exons. The coding region runs from base 1 to 1995 and encodes 664 amino acids. The record is from RefSeq and is a predicted model, not a curated record.